UCUCUAUAUUGGUGGAUUAGUGAAUCUUCGCCGAGUCGCUGGUGUUGCUCAUAUUAAACAGCCACAGAGGCAAGGUGAGCAACAACACGGCAAGACGGAGGUAAAACAACAACACUGGUGACAGUUUCUACACACCAACCGGUCCCCUUCCAGUUUAUAGUUCCGGCCGGAGUUUGAACAAGAAAAGGAAAGCUCGUUAAUCAUCUUGUGGGACAUUUUCGCGCGCGCACUGAAGCGUUUCCGGUCGGCAACCAGCAACGGCAGCACUAGCACCGGUAACAACAACUGGAGAAACACGGUGAAAUAAAAGAUACGCCACAAUGUCCGACCACCAGCAGCCAAUCACGACCCCGCCACGGCGCUGCAACGAACAUCCAGCCCUAACAGCCGCAGCCAUGCUGGGCAAUCUUCACGGGUCCGAGUCGUGCAAAAAUUCACCUCUCGUACCGCGCCGGCUGGAGCCCCAUCAUCACAGUCUGCUGGAAAGUGGCAGCCAAAGUGCACAAAAUUCCCCGCUGCCGAACCGGCGACUGGACAAAUUACAGGGCGUAAUUCGAGACAAAAGCUCGCCCAUGUGCGGCCGCCGUGGGGUCCCGGACGAGGUCGACUUCAGCGAUUCGCCCAUCGUAUCGAGAAAGUUCAAUCAGGUGCACGAGUGUGUUUGUGCGCAGCAGAAGCUACGUGCCACCGUCGAUGGGUCGGGAUGCGUGCAUCGAAUAGAAAGUGAGUUUUCCAAAAAUUCCCCGAUGAUGGCAGUGAUGCGGAAGCGGGGCGACUCGGACUGCAGCAGUUGCAUGCGGAAAAACAUCAUCCGAAACCAGUUCAGUGCCAGUGUGAUGAAGAGUGAGUGCGGGGGGAUGAGCAGUGCCGGGGGAAGUUCCUGCGAAAGCACACCGUUGCUGCGACGGAAGGAACCAUUUCCGUACGGGUCACCGGCCAAAGGGGUGCUGGGUGAGCCGGGAGUGUUCAGCUCUCCGGUGCACGGUAAAUCACCAAUGGAUCAUCACGCCCCUUUCGGGGGCCUUUCGAGUCCGGCCAAGAGCGUACUGGGGGAACCGGGAGUGUUCAGUUCGCCGGCCAGAAGUGUGUGCAGCCCGACGGGCGAAGAUGCGGCCAGUGACGGGGCCGAUGUGCUUGCCAACGAUCAGACUAUUGUAUCCGGAUGGCUCAAGUUCCGAGACAACAAAAAGUGGAAAAUCCGAUGGGGAGUUGUUACGAAGCUAUCGCCAGCAGCAGGUAAAUCUGAUUGCUUCAUAUCUCCAUCGACAUCGGUUGUUAAAUAUUUCAGCAAACAUUCCCACCGUAAGCCGAUAGGGACGUCGUGCUAUUCCAACAAAUAAAUUAGACCAAUGUAAUCCUGCCUUUCCUGGUUCAGCAUUUCUAUUCCCACUUGAAAAGAAAAAAACAAACCGGAAAUGGAAAUACGAACAACCAACCACAAGGUAAGACAUUAUGUUUUGUUCUUCAAGCCAUGGAGCGAAGAAGCCACGAUUGCGGAUGGUGAAUAUUAUUUACCUACAUUUCCUUGGUCGGUAUUGGGUGGGGAAAUAUCCCACUUUGGCGAAACAUUUCGGUAAACAUUUUGCCACUGCCGAAGAAAUAUUAAAAAUGAAAAUCAACACAGAAGCCCAAACCACCAUCGGUGGAAGAAAAAAAUGAAUGCAAUCAUGAAGCAUGGAUGGGAUUGUGGCCUCGCAGUAUUCACACCGUUUUCUUGGCACCGUACCAAAACCAUGUCGCACGCGCGCGGUUACACCCAGUUAAGUCGGCAGCUUUCCGGCAAUCGCGCGGAACAAGCGGCGGUACGGAAUGAAACAAAAAUAUUUGCGGGAAAUAGCUUUUGCUGUUAACGGGCGGAAAGCGUAUUGUGGGAGGCUAAUUUCUAUGCCUUCGGUGGCGUCAACACCUGUCUGUGAGACGAGUGGAGGGAGGGCAUUAUGUCUGGCAGAUGAAAUAAGAUGUCCCAAGAUGUUAUUGCGACGUACAAAGUCGUUUGUGGCGCAUCUGAUGGGCCUCAGUGGGACAUGAAGAUUGGAUGAAAAAAUAAAAUGAAUUGUCAUUGGUAUUUAGACUUAGAGGUAAAAAGCUCGUGAGUUGUCUUCUACAGCUAUUUCUGUCCAAGGAAAAUUUAAUGGAGACGCAUGGUAGCAUAAAUAAAUACUGAUAAUCUUUAUUGUUAGUAUAAAUGUCUUACAGUUGAUUAACCGCGGUAGUUUUUUUAAUGCAUUGGAACUCUUGGAAGGAGGUGAAUUUGUUAAAAACGGUUUGAAGAUUAAUUAUUCCGGGAAG
Molecule: messenger RNA, 2289 nt
Organism: Armigeres subalbatus
Lineage: Eukaryota; Metazoa; Arthropoda; Insecta; Diptera; Culicidae
Exons: 4
Coding region: 321-1340 (339 amino acids)
Source: RefSeq, a predicted model, not a curated record